AUGGCGCGGCAAGCACCUCCUGCCAGCAUUACUUUAGCGUCAUCCCGGAAGGGACUAUUACCGCGAUUCCCAAAACGUUCUGGUUUAUAUGCAGGCACCUGGCUGAGACAGAGGGGUGUUAGGAUAUUACAAGCCCAUCUGGAGCCAGUUGUAGGCAAUUCAGAAAGGCGUCAGCACUUUCAGGAUUGUGAUGAUCCCGCAACUGUAGUUUCUGCGGACCUCGUUUUCGACUGCACUGGAGCAAAAGACAACGGAUCCACAGCGGCUUUAGUGCUAGGUGGAUUGUGUGACGCAAGCAUUAUGCAGAAAGAUGGUUCCUUGCUGACUCUUAGCACGCUGCAACUACCGCAGGCAAGCCAUGUUUUCAUCGCUGGGGAUGCGGGCAGAAUUCCGGGUGAGCUAGAUAUCAGUGCACUCGCAUGUGAGAAAACUGCAUACGCAGCAGAGGAAGGCGGUGUGCUUGCCGCCCGUAACGUUGUGAAGCUACUGCAGUCCAAACAAACCCACAGAAGCGUAGUCCAAGGCCGAUUGAACCAAUAUCCGAGAGACGCGUUUCCACUGGGAAGGUUUCCACGGCUCGCUGUUAUCAGCCUGUACAAGUAUCAUGCCAUACUUUGCCUUGGAAGUGUAGUCGUCGUGGGGCGCUUACCAAGCAUUAUGAAAUUUGCAAUUGAAGCGUUAGGCGUGAUGGCUGCAAAGAGCAACAGCAUUGCUGCACAAGUGUUCAGGGGCCUGGAAAGAAUAUCAUAUAUGUUUGCAACCUUGUUGUCUAAAAAGGUUCGCAGAUAUGCUUGACCUCAAGGCUGAUGUUGACUAGAAGCACCAGCAUUGCUCUUGAGAUCACUUUAGACCGCGUGCAGAGGCGCUGGUACCGUCGUGUAGAUGCCACCGUCGCCAAAUGAGACAAGAUUUGCAUGCCUUGUCAGAGGCACUGGUGGCAUGGAAUGCCGAGGCUGUGCAUUCGGGGAUAGGGAAGGAGACACGGAAUCUGGUGUGAAUGGGCCUGUUUCGAUACCACGGCAUUUCUUGUAGACAAUGGCGAGGCAGAAUCCGAGCAAGGCAAUCGUUGGAAAGAAAACCGAUCCCGCAUCUGCAUAGGGAUUGGAAAAGUAGGACUCAACAGUCGUUGUAUUGGUGCUCAUGCCGUGUAAAGUUUCGUUCAGAUGAGACCGAAGGCUCACAGAUAAAGCCAAUGACUUUCUCUGCUGAGGUUGCGGUGAGUGACGGUUUUUCUUGUGAACACACCUAUUCUGUA
Chondrus crispus (carragheen) is the source of this 1255-nucleotide messenger RNA. RefSeq lists its product as hypothetical. Gene Ontology annotation, molecular function: electron-transferring-flavoprotein dehydrogenase activity; flavin adenine dinucleotide binding. The coding region runs from base 1 to 795 and encodes 264 amino acids. Lineage: Eukaryota; Rhodophyta; Florideophyceae; Gigartinales; Gigartinaceae. The record is from RefSeq and is a predicted model, not a curated record. Gene Ontology annotation, cellular component: cytoplasm. The transcript has 2 exons.